Andrographis paniculata is the source of this 1007-nucleotide messenger RNA. RefSeq names its product probable strigolactone esterase DAD2. The coding region runs from base 119 to 919 and encodes 266 amino acids. The transcript has 2 exons. The record is from RefSeq and is a predicted model, not a curated record. NCBI's taxonomy places the organism in Eukaryota, Viridiplantae, Streptophyta, Magnoliopsida, Lamiales, Acanthaceae.
UCCAUUCCAAUAGUACUGCUUUAUUCAUUUAAAUUAUUCUCCAAAUUUAUCCUAUCCAUAAACUGAAAAAAAAGGGUUUCUUGAAUUAAUUUUUGUUCGUAAUAAUUUAAAAGAAGAAAUGGGGCAUAGUUUGCUGGAGGCGUUGAACGUACGGGUCGUCGGCUCCGGCGAGAAAAUCCUGGUUUUGGCCCACGGCGUCGGCACCGAUCAGUCGGCGUGGCAGCGAAUUUUGCCGUACUUGGUCCGGGACCACCGCGUGGUUCUCUACGAUUUGGUGUGCGCCGGCAGCGUCAACCCUGAUUACUUCGAUUUCCGGCGAUACACCUCCCUGGACGCCUUCGUCGACGACCUCCUCUCCAUUCUCGACGCUCUCCGAAUCGACCGCUGCACUUACGUCGGCCACUCCAUCUCCGCCACCAUCGGAAUCCUCGCCUCCAUUCGCCGCCCGGAGCUCUUCUCCAAGCUCAUACUCAUCGGCGCCUCUCCCAGGUUUUUGAACGAUAAGAAUUACCAUGGGGGAUUCGAGCAGGGGGAGAUCGACAAGGUGUUCUCGGCAAUGGAGGCGAACUACGAGGCGUGGGUGAACGGAUUCGCGCCACUGGCGGUGGGGGCCGACGUGCCGGAGGCGGUGCGGGAGUUCAGCCGGACGCUGUUCAACAUGCGGCCGGACAUAACUCUGUUCGUGUCGCGGACGGUGUUCAACAGCGACCUCCGGGGGGUGCUGGGGCUCGUUAAAGUGCCCUGCUCCAUUUUUCAGACGGCCAGCGACAUGUCGGUGCCGCCGUCGGUGGCGGCGUACCUGAAGAAACACCUCGGAGGGCGGAGCACCGUCCACAUGCUCAACGUGGAAGGACACCUCCCCCACCUCUCCGCCCCUAAUCUCCUCGCGCAGGAGCUCCGGCGAGCGCUGCCGCGGUGACGACGCGGCGAUGAUCGGAGGAGGAGGAAUAAUGGCUGACACGUGGCGAAUAAGUGUGGACUCUCUCAAGUUUUGUUUUUACUUUUUU